UUAAAACUGGCUUUAUUUUGUUGUCAUUUUCAGUCUCAUUUUCAUAAAUAAAGGAGGAAUUAUUUGAAAAAGUGAUUUUGAAGUUACAUAUUAUGAUUAGCUUUUUAUAAAAGUAGCCAAAGGCUUCCAAACAAACCUUUCAUGGAAACACUUUUUUGCAAGUUGUUGAGCUAAUGGUUCAUUCUCAAUCAAAUGUAUAGUCUUAUGUGCCAAUUACAUUGUAUAUCUCUAAAGUCAGCUGCUACUUUAAGAACAGUAAUCUUCCUGUAAUACUUUUUAAAAUACCGAAGUAUCCCUUUGAAUUGUUUUCUUUUUCAUUGCUUAACUGUUAGUUUAGAGCUGUGUAUGUGAUCAUGGGACAUUCAUUUAACUUUAGAAAACAGAAUAGUAUUUUGUUUUAGAGUUAGUACAUUGAAAAAUGGGUCAGAAAAUACAGAUUGGUUUUGUCAGUAAAAGUAAUCUGCCAUAUUUUAUGCUUGAAUUACUGAUAAUUUCACUUAUAUGCAUAUUAUAAUCACUCUGUGUUACAUACAUUUCUCCAUUUAGUUUUUAAGAUUUUUUAAGAAGGAACCUAGAAUAAAGAGCAAAGAUCUAGCUUCUUUAAUAUGUCCAAUUUCAGAUGUGAAGUAGGCAUCCUAUAUUAUGUUUUAUCAGGAAUAAUACAAUUUAACUUAAAGAUAUUGUUAAUAACAGAUACUCAGACUCUAAUUUACAUAGCUUUUGAACGUAUGUUUUCAAAGAACUUAGUAGCAUCCCAUACUGUGUUAUGUUUAUAGGUUUAGACCUCUCCCCCUCUAUUGAGCUCUUAACACUUUUAAAAUGGAAAACAAAUAGUAAAGCAAUUGCUAAAAAUGGCAGUUGGAGUAGCUUAAGAGUUUGAAUUGUUUGUUUAAGGACUGAAACCAAAUAUAAAAACUUUUAGUUUUAAGGGGAUUUUUUUUUCAUCAUUCAACAAGGAACUGAAAAUUACAAGGCUUAUUUGCAAUCUUAAUUAUUUACUCAAUCUGUUUCCUCCCACGUCUCUAAAUGGGAACGCACAACUUUAAUUUUAAAGGACAUGUUCCCAUAGGGAAAUAUAGAUAUCACUGUAAAACUUACGACUUUGAGUUAAGUAAAAAGAUUGUGGCCAUCACUGGCUUUUGAGCUGUAGAAGCAGAAGACAUGUACCUGCCCUUCGGGGGUAUUAGGGACCCGACUAAACACACUUAUUCUUCUUUCUGAUUGCCGGACCAUUCCCCAAAUAUUUGGAGCUCCACAAAAUAUCAGGACUUCAUCAAGAGCUCAGUUAAGGGUGAGAUCUCAAAGAUUAUUAUAGAGGACUCAUUCCAAAUACAGAACCAGUUAAGUUUGCAUGCUCCCUUCUGUUGAAGAAGUAUCAAGGGGUUUCCUGUCUUGGCACUACUUAGCAGCAGCUGCGGCUAUGUAUCCACUUGACAUCUGGUGAAAUUGUAGUUUCUGAUGGAGGAACAUUUAAAGUUGACAACUGUCAUUGAAACAACUGGUAUAUAGUUUUCAAAGACAAGCUAGAAACCAGUAAUAGACUAAGUACUUCAAUUUUGUUAAAAGAAACUGGGUAAAGGGUUCAAGUUAUAUAAGAUAGGAGAGUCUGGUUUUCCAGGUAAAGGUUCUGUCUCCUUUUCUGUUGGAGAUGUCAUUCAUCAACAUAACGAAGCCUAAAUUUAAAAGACUAAGACAAAAUGUUUACAAAUCACAUAAAAGUGAGGAAACAGCAAAAUUAGUAGUCAUUAGGAGAAAGCCAGGGAAGACAGGACAUUCAUCACAUCCUUUCCUCAUCUGCUUUCUUCACUGAGUCUCUGAGUGCUCAUUAAAUGCUUUCAAUACAGUGUAAUUAAGUGUAUGAACAUGGUUGUCAUGCUCCUCCAGGAAUCUUGAAACCAGGAAUGCCAGGUAUAUAACAGCGGGUUACAAAAGAAAACACGGAUUCUUAAAUCAGUGUUUUACUGUCAGUGCAGUGUUAAAUGUCAAUGCAACAUUUAAGUUGCAUUGACAUUCAUGUGUUGAUCGGAUUGUACAAUGUGAUGUGUGAGAUUUCUCGGGACCGUCGAAGCUCAGACAACUCCAGGGCUGCAAUUUACUCGUCUGGCCGCGGCUCCCUUGGCGCGUGGGGCUCUCCCGGCGCUUGGUCCCGACCCGCGCCGCAGUCAGGACACCACGCCGAUCUGGGGUCGCUUUGUAAGGAGCUCCGACCUCCAGGCAGUGCAGGGAUACUCGACGGCGCGCGAUGUCCCGGCGGCUCGGCGAGCCUGGCGCGCUGACAGCCCCAGCAGUCCGAGUCCUCGAGCUCGGGCGUCUUCGAGCCGCCGCCCCGCUCAGUGCGCCCGGGCACCGCGGCCGUGACGUCACGCCCGGGACUGGCCGUUGCAGCGAGACGGCCGCGUUCCGGUUCCGGUAGGUUGCCCGGGAGACGCGGGUACACAGAGAAGCGGCUCCCGUCGGAGGCCGAGUCGUCGCCACGAUCGCCCCCUUGGUGGACUCGCAGGCCAAGCCUCUUCCCCGCAGAGCUCGAGGAGGGCAGACGGCGGCGGGGGCGCCAUGAGUCAGAGGCAGGUGCUGCAAGUGUUCGAGCAAUACCAGAAGGCCAGGACCCAGUUCGUGCAGAUGGUGGCGGAGCUGGCGACUAGACCUCAAAACAUCGAGACGCUGCAGAACGCGGGUGUAAUGUCUUUGCUGAGAACUCUUCUUCUGGACGUGGUCCCAACAAUUCAACAGACUGCUGCUUUGGCUCUUGGGAGACUGGCCAAUUACAAUGAUGACCUAGCAGAAGCUGUUGUGAAGUGCGACAUUCUUCCACAGCUUGUUUAUUCAUUGGCAGAACAGAAUCGCUUCUACAAGAAAGCAGCUGCCUUUGUGUUACGAGCAGUUGGUAAACAUUCUCCCCAGCUAGCUCAGGCAAUAGUCGAUUGUGGAGCACUGGAUACGCUGGUCAUAUGCUUGGAAGAUUUUGACCCUGGAGUCAAGGAGGCUGCAGCCUGGGCACUUAGAUAUAUUGCAAGACAUAAUGCAGAACUGUCACAAGCUGUGGUGGAUGCAGGAGCUGUUCCUCUUUUAGUACUCUGUAUCCAGGAGCCAGAAAUUGCUUUGAAAAGGAUUGCUGCUUCGGCCCUCAGUGAUAUUGCAAAGCAUUCUCCAGAGUUAGCACAGACAGUAGUGGAUGCGGGAGCUGUUGCUCACCUAGCCCAGAUGAUCCUGAACCCUGAUGCUAAAUUGAAGCAUCAGAUCCUUUCAGCUCUCAGUCAGGUUUCAAAACAUUCCGUGGAUCUGGCAGAAAUGGUUGUUGAAGCAGAGAUUUUUCCAGUUGUACUUACCUGUCUGAAGGACAAGGAUGAAUACGUGAAGAAAAAUGCUUCUACUUUAAUUAGAGAGAUUGCAAAACAUACACCCGAGCUUUCACAGCUGGUAGUUAACGCAGGAGGGGUUGCUGCCGUGAUUGACUGCAUUGGGUCCUGCAAAGGGAACACACGGCUGCCUGGCAUCAUGAUGCUUGGUUAUGUAGCAGCUCAUUCUGAGAACCUAGCAAUGGCAGUCAUCAUUUCUAAGGGUGUACCCCAGUUGUCAGUCUGCUUGUCAGAAGAACCGGAAGAUCAUAUUAAGGCUGCAGCUGCUUGGGCCUUAGGACAGAUUGGAAGACACACUCCUGAACACGCACGGGCUGUUGCAGUCACAAAUGCUUUGCCAGUUCUGCUUUCUUUGUACAUGUCAACAGAAAGUUCUGAGGAUCUCCAAGUAAAAAGUAAAAAAGCCAUAAAGAAUAUCCUGCAAAAAUGUACCUACUUACCAGCCCUUGAACCAUUUCUAUAUGAUGCUCCUCCCAAUAUUCUGAAACAUGUGGUUGGACAGUUCAGUAAGGUGCUGCCGCAUGAUAGCAAAGCUCGACGACUUUUUGUAACAAGUGGUGGCCUUAAAAAAGUUCAAGAGAUAAAAGCAGAACCUGGUUCUCUCCUUCAAGAAUACAUCAACAGUAUUAACAAUUGUUACCCCGAGGAAAUAGUGAGGUAUUACUCCCCUGGAUAUUCAGAUACACUUCUGCAGAGGGUGGACAGCUAUCAACCACUUAAUAACUGAGCAAAGUUAUGUUUUGAUACUCAAAUUCACAGCAGAGUAGUUUUGAGUAACAGUAAUUAAAUCUUUCUAAAUAUUUGAA
Molecule: messenger RNA, 4162 nt
Organism: Pongo pygmaeus (Bornean orangutan)
Lineage: Eukaryota; Metazoa; Chordata; Mammalia; Primates; Hominidae
Gene: SPAG6
Product: sperm associated antigen 6
Exons: 11
Coding region: 2554-4083 (509 amino acids)
Biological process (GO): neuron projection extension; sperm axoneme assembly; filopodium assembly
Cellular component (GO): microtubule cytoskeleton; axoneme; acrosomal vesicle
Molecular function (GO): microtubule binding
Source: RefSeq, a predicted model, not a curated record